Cordyceps militaris CM01 is the source of this 1254-nucleotide messenger RNA. RefSeq names its product Alcohol dehydrogenase superfamily, zinc-containing. Bases 1 to 1254 code for a protein of 417 amino acids. Gene Ontology annotation, cellular component: mitochondrion. The transcript has 2 exons. Gene Ontology annotation, molecular function: trans-2-enoyl-CoA reductase (NADPH) activity. Gene Ontology annotation, biological process: fatty acid metabolic process. The record is from RefSeq and is a predicted model, not a curated record. Lineage: Eukaryota; Fungi; Ascomycota; Sordariomycetes; Hypocreales; Cordycipitaceae.
AUGAUAUGCGCAGGAACAAAACCGCACGCAGCCGGACUCCUGACUCAGACGCUGCGACUGUCCAUCGCGGCCCACGCGUCUCGGCUUCCCAUCACCAGCAGAAGAUGCAAAUCCGGCCCUUACGGCUAUACUCAAGCCAAGGCGCUUGUCUUUUCUAAACACGGUGAGCCGUCUGAUGUUCUCAGACUCCAUACACAUUCUAUUUCUCCUUCAAUCCCGCAAUCAUCUGUCCUCGUCCGAUCCCUCGCCGCGCCGAUCAAUCCAGCAGACAUAAACACAAUACAAGGCACAUAUGGCUCUAAACCCGCCUUCACCUCACUGAUUGGCACUGCCGAGCCAUCAAUCACGCCGGGAAACGAGGGAGUCUUCGAAGUUGUGUCUGUUGGUGGUGCUAUCAAUGAGCUCCGAAAGGGCGACUGGGUCAUCCCAGCUGUCUCACAGAUAGGAACAUGGCGAACACAUGCUAUAUUUGACUCGAAUCAGCUCCUCAAGGUUGCCAAGGAAGGGUUGACAGUAACCCAGGUGGCAACCGUGAGCGUCAAUCCAUGUUCUGCUUACAAAAUGCUUCGCAGCUACGGGCCAAGCGCAGGGCUCAAGGCUGGCCUUGGAAUGAAGCCCCUCGACGUGGGCAGCGGACAAUGGUUCAUCCAGAAUGGUGCCAAUUCUGGCGUUGGAAGGGCAGCAAUCCAGUUUGGAAAGCUCUGGGGAUUGAGGAGCAUCAACGUUGUCCGCGAUAGAGAAUCCGCCAAAGCGACAGAGUCUCUCAAGCAAGAGCUGCGCCAACUAGGUGCUGACGUCGUAGUUACAGAAUCGCAAUUUCUGUCUCGCGAAUGGAAGGACCAACUUGCCGAAAUCACGCGCAAUGGCCGCGACAACAUCGGUCUUGCGCUGAACUGUGUCGGAGGCAAAUCCGCCACGACGCUGGCAAGGGCCCUGGGCGACGGCGGUACACUGGUCUCGUAUGGCGGCAUGUCGAGGCAGCCUAUCGUCCUUCCUGUUGGGCUACUAAUCUUCAAAGACAUUCGUUUUGUCGGAUUUUGGCUCUCCAACUGGAAUGAGCGCGAUGCAGUAGGCAAGAAGCACAUGGUUGAUGACAUUCUUGACAUGAUGCGUCGGGGUAAAUUUUCUGACGUGCCCACCGAAGAUGUCCCGUGGAAUUGGGAGACUGAGGAGAAGCAGCUUCGGGAUGCUGUAGAAUGCGGGCUCACGGGAUUCAGAUCCGGGAAAGGCAUCUUUAUAUUUGGUGAAACUUGA